GCUAACGCUCUUGGUUACUUGAAACCUUUCCUGGCGCAUGACAAGAGGCGUCAGAAGAGGUGCUUCACAUUUACGGCUGGGUUUUUCUUUGCGUAUCUUGGGCGGAACACCGUUCCAAUCCGUCCUCCUGGCGUUUUGGAAGCAAGCCUUUUCACCAUCAUUUACAGUUCUUUACAAGAAAUUCCGUGAGUUAUAUAUGUGAUACUGACGAAGGGGUUCUGAAGCCUGUGAAGCUACAUGAAGCUACUUAGUUUGUUGAAGCUUUCCUUGCCUGUGGCUGGCUCAAGUCACUUAAAGGAAACUGACAUGGCCGGCACUCCGAGAUUUUUCGUACAUGGUUGCCGAAGGCAAUCUACAUGAGAGGAUCGUGCGGGCGGACGAAAAGCGCUGGAUAAGCGAGAUGCAAAACGGGACCAGUGGCCUGUCAGCGAAAGCCACGGAGUUCGUGCCAGGAGGACGUGCCCUGCUGUCCCCCAAGGCCACGGACUUCGUGCCGCGGCCGGCCGCUCCAGGUGCUGAUCAUCAAUGGGGAUGGAAUGCUUCCCGCUGGAAUGGUGAGAUGGCCAAUGGGGCAUGGGGAGGAGCCCCUCAAGGCUGGGGUUACAACGGCUAUGAUCCCAGUUUCGCCUGGCAAGGGCAAGGCGUUGGGGCUCAAAGUUGCCUCUUCAACGAUGAUGCCUACUCCACAGAUUCAUCGAGCAGUUCGGAGCCUGAAGUCGAAGAAGAUGUGGAACGAAUCGAUCCCAGCACAGACCCAGGUGCUCAAGCCGCUUCCGUUGAAACCGCUCCAGUCGCCACGGGGCCUUCUCAAGGCAUAGAUGCUGCGGAGGAGUCCGACGAAGAAGACUCGGACGACAGCGAUGAGUUUAACUCCUUUUCGGAGGACGAGCCGGAGCUCGACCUGAAAUUGGAAUCGGCCACUCUGACAGGCAUUCAAAGAAAUGCCACAGAGGUGCUGCCGAAUCCGCAAGCUGAUGUACGAGAUCCUGAUAGCCCUCAGUGCAAAUACGAUCUCGAUUUGAUGCUGGCUGUCAGGCGUGCAGUGGCCGCGUCGGACUCAAGCUGCAGCCAGCUGCGCUGGAGCACACAGGCUCAUCUUGAGACUACCCCAGACUGGCUCCGCCGCAGGGCGGAGGCCGACGCCGAGCCGAGAGAGGAGAAGAAUGGCAAGGACUGGCGUGCCCGUGGAGGCGCUCCAGGGGAAGUGACGAAGAGCCGCCGGCGCGGACAGGAAGGUAAGACUCCGAAGUCUGAGAAGCCUGACUCUGGGUCGGAUCUGAUCCGUCUUGCUCCGAAGCUGGAGGUCAGCGAAACUUCCUGGGCAGCGCAGAUCGCCAAAAGGAAGGCAGAGCUCGAGAAAGAGAGCUCCGACGAUUCUUUUGUCAAGAGCAUCCGGUCCAUCCUAAACAAGCUCACAGUUGAGAAGUUUGACACCUUGUCAGACCAGAUCGUGGAAUUGAUCGCGCAAUCGCAGCGACCCAACCGUGGAAUUCCUCUUCUCAUGCAACUGGUCUUUGAAAAGGCCACCACUCAGCAUCACUUCAUCAAUAUGUAUGUCAGCCUGUGUGUGAAGCUUCACAAAUGGCUGACGGACAACGUUGACGUGGCUGAGUCGCAGAGCAACUUUAAGCGGGUUCUUCUCAAUCAGUGCCAGACCUCCUUUGAGCAGUACUUGGAGCCUCCCGAAGGCUUCGAGGGUUUGGUGGGAGACGACCUCUAUGAGGCUCAGGUGAAAUAUAAGACGAAGAUGCUGGGGAAUAUUCGGCUGGUCGGCCAGCUGAUCAGACAUGGCAUGCUUGCUCCCAAAAUUGCCAUUGCGGUUGCCACGGAGCUGGCGGGUGAGGAUCCCGCGGUGCGUGGCGAGCGGCUGGAAACGCUGGCCACCUUUCUGGAAACCGUUGGAGUGGCCUUGGAUGACCCCAGCUGGAAGCAUCACAGUGAGCUUGAAUUGGUUUUCACGGAGGUUGAGCGCGCCUCUGCUGACAAGAGCGUUCCCCGCCGAGUUCGCUGCUUGCUUCAGGAUGUUCUGGAUCUUCGAAAGGAGGGAUGGAAAUCCCAAAGGCGGAAAGAUUUAACCAAAGAAACUCCGCAGACCCUUGCUCAAGUGCAUGAGCAGGCCAAAGCUGACCAAGUGCCGUUGAAGAAGGAGAUCACACGAAGCGUGUCAUACAGGUAGGAGGCAGAGUAUGAGUGCUGCGCCAUGCAAAGCAUCCGCGUGGGAUCUUCCAGGAGUUAACGAAAUGUUCUGAGCCGAGCCCUUGCUUGGGUUUCAUUGCAAACGAGGCUGAGUUGUCAGCCGGGGGAACGCGUCACACCGCGGGUGUGACAUGUUCGCAAAGUGUCA
Molecule: messenger RNA, 2344 nt
Organism: Durusdinium trenchii
Lineage: Eukaryota; Dinophyceae; Suessiales; Symbiodiniaceae
Source: the annotation of a GenBank genome assembly